AUGAGAUUGGCUCAUCUUUAUCUGACGUACUCGAUACUGCUUUUAGUUUUCAUAAAUUCGGAAAAGCAUUUCCACAUCGAUGUUUUCGUCGAAGUGAUUAUGGACAUUCGAAAAUUUUAUUCCGCAGCGACUGUUAUAUUCACCCAUCCUGGAGACGAGUAUGGUGACUAUGGCGAUCUGCAAAUUACGCACCUGGUGCAUACGUGUUCUCGUCUGCUAGGCCGGAACUACGUGGUGACUCUGGACGUGCACUUUAGAAAAUUAUGGAGAUUGCUCAGAUAUCGCCAUCAAAUAGUGCAGCCCAUCAUCAUCGUUAUUAUGCCCGAUUUCGAUGCAUACCUGGAAUUCGCAGAGGCUACCAAUACCUAUCCCAUGUCUUUCCCGGUGUGGUUUGUGCUGUUCCUUUUCACACCAGCCAACAAUACUCACGAUCAUUGUCGCCAGCCGAUAGGCAAUCCUUUCAACCUGGCAUUCGACACGCAGAUGUUGGUAUUAUGCCACAACGAAGAAAUUCUACAAGAAUGGUACUCGGUCAAAGGCGAGACCACCAAGAUUUUCGAUCUGGCAAAGUGGGAGGAUGAUUUGGGAUUCGUGCCCUUGACAAACUUAUCCCUCUACGAUCGAAGGAACGACUUGGAGGGAGUUGUCUUGCGAACUGUCACAGUCAAGGAUAUACCGCUUUCUUCGAGAUUUGACGAAAACUACGUGGGCAGUUUGUACGGAAAAGUGGUAGAUGAGCUCACGAAUUCCCUCAACUUUAGUUUGGAUGUCGUGUUGGCAUUAGACGACCACGGCAUGUGGAAUCACAAGAAUCAUACUUGGUCCGGAGUAAUGAAUGAGAUUGUAUCAGGCCGCGCGGAUUUUGCUAUCGCCGAUAUGUCGAUGACGAGUUUGCGGGUGCGUUUCGUCGAUUUUACGCUACCCUUGAUAAUAUCUAAAAACAGCCUAUUCGUCAGGGAACCUGGGAUAUGCGGCGUCAAGUGGCUCGGUUAUUUUCAGACGUUCAGUUUGCGUAUUUGGGUUGCGAUUAUCACGUUAAUAGCUGUUGCACCGUUUCUGCUAUCCUUCAUGAAAUUGUGUCGUGAAUCUGGAAACAUUAUGGAUUUGAUUUCCGACAAUUUUCUCUACAUUUGGGGUAUCUUCUGUCAACAAGCACUUAUAGCGUUUCCGAGAUGUUCAUCGAUACGUAUUGCGUAUUUUACGAUAUUUUUAACGGCAGUAUUGAUAACGGCUCAUUAUUCAGCGGCAUUGGUGUGCUUUUUAACGGCUUGCAUUCGCGUUCUUCCUUUUCGUUCGAUAGAUGAAUUUGUGGAGGAUGGUACUUAUCAAUUAAUUGUUCCACGCGGCAGUGCCGACUACGACGUAAUCUCCCAUCAAUCAAAGUACGAAACAUCGAAGAAAUCUUUCUCGGCGGAACUGAUGAAGUUAAUGAAACAGGAGUCAGAAUUGCCGGAGACUUUAAUUGAUGGUUUCGUGCAAAUUUGCCAUGAGAAAAAGGUUGCUUAUAUGAUAUUGGACGCUUUAAAGAAAAGCGUCGAAAUGAGAAUUCCUUGCAAAUUGUCCAGCGUCAGCACUGAGAGAAUAGAUAACCUGGGGAUGAUUUUGUCCAAAGACAAUCCCUACACUAGCGUGAUAAAUUACCAUUUACAGAAAUUUUUGGAUAACGGGAUAAUGAAGCGUUUAAAGGAUAUGAAAUUCUUGAUACAAUCAACUGAAAGCAAAGCUUACACACCGGUUCGCAUAGUUAGUAUUGUCCCAAUCUUGGCGAUUCUCUGUGGAGAUUUUAAUAUGACGUCACUGCUGCACAUAUGGUCGCGUGACUUCUCACGACAGAGGAUCAUGACCGCGACUAUAACCUUCUCGGAUCUGGUAAGUGAAUACGACGAGUACCAGAGGACCAUCGCCCGGCCACUGUUUGUGGUUCUUCUCGACACUGGGGAGACCAUGAACGAAUUUGUUGAGGUCACGAAGAACGUUAAGCCCAUCUCUUUUCCCGUCUGGUUGAUCGUGUUCUUGCAAUGCUCUGGAAAACCGCUCGAGAAGUAUUGCCGACAUCCCGCUGAUAACAUAUUUAACGUAGACUUCGACACGCUCAUGUUAGUCCUGUGUUAUGAUCAUCCGAACCUGGAUGAGUGGUAUGCUAUUCGCGACAAUCGCACCAGGACAUUCGAAGUGGCCACGUGGGCCACUGAUGGAAAUCUAGUUUUCAAAACGCGGGAAAAUAAUCUCUAUGCCAGGAGGAACGACAUGUUUGGCGACAUCAUACGCGUAAUGCCCGUAAAUGAGUCGGCAUUUUUCUCGAUGAAGAACGGAGCGAUCGGCGGGUUUUUUGGUUUACUGCUGAUAGAACUCAGCGAAGCGAUGAACUUCACGUUGGAGGUUCUGGAUCCAAUAGAUGCGUACGGCAGUUGGAAUCAGCGGGAGAAAAAGUGGACCGGCGUGAUCGGUGAAUUGGUGAAUGGCAGAGCUGAUAUCGGCGCUUCCGCAUUCACAAUAACAGCAGACAGACUAAAUUUUAUCGAUUUUACAUUGCCAUUGAUACAUUCGCGAUCUCGUCUCUAUUUUAAGCAACCCAUCAGAGUGCAUUGGUCUGGAUACUUCACGGCAUUUAGUUACGGGAUUUGGAUAAUGUUAGCGACGGUAAUAAUAAUUGCCUCUAUUCUGUUAAGUGUUAUAAAGGUGAAAGGGUUUUCAAUGAAUCUACUAUUCGAAAACUAUGUUCAUGUUUGGGGUAUUUAUUGUCAGCAGGGUUGGUCAGAAUUUUCCAGCAAGUUGUCAAUGAGAUUGGCUGUUUUAUCGAUUUACGUUUCAUCGUUAAUAGUCACAUCCGCUUAUUCCGCCUCGUUGAUCAGUUUCCUGACACUGACUAAGACCAACCUGCCUUUCUCCACUUUUGAGGAUUACGUUAAAGAUGGUUCUUAUAAAUUAAUUGCCAUAACAAACAGCGCCGAGUACAAUAUGAUUCAUCACAUGAAGACUCCCAUAUUUUUGAAAAUGCACCAAUUGCUGGAAGAGAAAAAACAUUUGCCAUCUACAUUGCCAGAGGCAUUUAAACAAAUUUGCGAACGGAAGAACUUGGCGCUUUUUACGACAGAGCUAUUUAAAAGCGUCACGAACAUUUAUUUGACGUGUAAAAUCAGACAUAUCGAGAGCGGAAGAACUGAUAGUUUAGCGAUGGCUCUAACGAAGGGAAAUCCUUACACUGGUCUUAUGAAUUAUAAUUUACGUCGAUUUCAACUUAAUGGUGUCAUAAAUAAAUUGAAGAGCAAGCAUUUUUCAAGAAGUAAUAAACUGGAAAUGAAUUAUAAUGUGGUUAGUUGAGAUGUAACGCCGACUUUAACAAUAGUGGCAGGAAGUAUAAUCCUGGCAUUGUUUAUCUUGAUAAGCGAAAAAAUGUAUCAUUCUUUGAACAUUCAAAGGUUUAAAAGAAUCGAGUUAAAAAAUCGAGAUAAGUUCUUGGUUGAAAAUCAUAAAAUCGAAGUAAUAAAGAAUCUAAAAUUUCAACAAUAUUUUGAAUAA
Molecule: messenger RNA, 3519 nt
Organism: Nylanderia fulva
Lineage: Eukaryota; Metazoa; Arthropoda; Insecta; Hymenoptera; Formicidae
Product: glutamate receptor ionotropic, delta-2-like
Cellular component (GO): membrane
Molecular function (GO): ligand-gated monoatomic ion channel activity
Source: RefSeq, a predicted model, not a curated record